UACAUCAGAAUGAGUUUUUUCGUAGGUAAUAUCUGACCCAAAUUUAAAUAGUGGCCAGGUGUAUAUUUUAUUUCCACGGACAAUAAGAACGUACUUGGUAUAAAUACCUUUUCGUACGUCUAAAAAAUGUCAGAUCGGCACUCGACUCGCGGUCGUUACCACCAGUGAAAAACCAAUAGCUUCAAAAUGCUCUUGCUCGUCUGUAUUCUUGCCACGGUCGCGCUGCUCGAGACAUCCGCGGCAAGCAUAAACGAAAUACCAAAAAUCGUCGGUGGUUCUACGGCCGAGGAUGGACAAUAUCCUUAUCAAGCUUCGCUUCGCUACAAGGGCCGCCAUUUUUGUGGGGGAUCGGUAUUGAACAAGAGAUGGGUAUUAACAGCCGCUCACUGUUUGUCCAGCUUCAACGAUACCGGAAUAACCGUCGUGUUGGGCACGAAUACUUUGGACCAGGGUGGCGACGAAUAUCAAUCCGAAAGAGUGAUCGGUCAUCCGAGGUAUAGUUCAGCGUUGAUCAGAAACGAUAUCGGUUUGAUCAAGUUGGACAAGGAUGUCGUUUUCGGGGACAAAAUAAAGCCUGUCGCUUUACCGAGCGAGAACUUCAGUAAAACCGAUUACCCAGCUAUGCUGUCCGGAUGGGGUACCACCAGCUAUCCUGGAGAGGCGCCGAACAAAUUGCAGCACAUCGAGCUCAGCGUGAUCGAUCAAAAACAAUGUUUAAACACCAGCUUUCGCGUUACCAACGACAAUAUCUGCACACUCAACAAGAGGGGUGAAGGCGCUUGUCACGGAGACUCCGGUGGUCCUUUGGUCGCCGACAAGGAACAAAUCGGCGUGGUGUCCUGGGGAAUACCAUGCGCGAGGGGUCGUCCGGAUGUCUUCACGCGUGUCUACAGUUACGCCAAAUGGAUCAGAAAGUACACCGAAGACGAGAGUCCUUAAACAAGAAACUUAUACUUGGAGCGAAUCAAACAAAUACUACUAAUUGGAUUUUAAUUUUCUUAACGAUAAAUAAAUCUAUUUGCAUGAAAUGUAUAUUUAGUUACGCGCGCGUCAACGCGUCCUACGCUUAUGCAAAUGUGCUUUAAGGUGACACUAAUUUUACUUCUCAUAUG
Colletes gigas is the source of this 1112-nucleotide messenger RNA. RefSeq names its product chymotrypsin-2-like. The transcript has 5 exons. The record is from RefSeq and is a predicted model, not a curated record. Gene Ontology annotation, molecular function: serine-type endopeptidase activity. Gene Ontology annotation, biological process: proteolysis. Lineage: Eukaryota; Metazoa; Arthropoda; Insecta; Hymenoptera; Colletidae. The coding region runs from base 187 to 939 and encodes 250 amino acids.